Molecule: messenger RNA, 7549 nt
Organism: Camelus dromedarius (Arabian camel)
Lineage: Eukaryota; Metazoa; Chordata; Mammalia; Artiodactyla; Camelidae
Gene: AFDN
Product: afadin, adherens junction formation factor
Exons: 35
Coding region: 54-5774 (1906 amino acids)
Biological process (GO): signal transduction; regulation of protein localization
Cellular component (GO): adherens junction
Molecular function (GO): cell adhesion molecule binding
Source: RefSeq, a predicted model, not a curated record
CUGACCCCGGCCCCGACCCCCGGGCGGCCCGGGCGGGCGAGCGCGGCCGGAGGAUGUCGGCGGGCGGCCGCGACGAGGAGCGGCGGAAGCUAGCCGACAUCAUCCAGCACUGGAACGCCAACCGGCUGGACCUGUUCGAGAUCAGCCAGCCCACCGAGGAUUUGGAGUUCCAUGGAGUGAUGAGGUUUUAUUUUCAAGAUAAAGCUGCUGGGAACUUUGCAACAAAGUGCAUCCGGGUCUCCAGUACCGCCACCACUCAAGAUGUGAUCGAGACGCUCGCGGAGAAGUUCCGACCCGAUAUGCGGAUGCUGUCGUCUCCCAAGUACUCCCUCUACGAAGUGCACGUCAGCGGAGAAGAAAGAAGAUUAGAUAUAGAUGAGAAACCCCUAGUCGUGCAGCUGAAUUGGAAUAAGGAUGAUCGCGAGGGCAGAUUCGUUCUGAAGAAUGAGAAUGACGCUGCGCCCCCCAAGAAGGCUCAGAGUAACGGACCUGAGAAGCAAGAAAAAGAAGGGGUUAUCCAGAACUUCAAGAGAACUCUCUCAAAGAAAGAAAAGAAGGAAAAAAAGAAGAGAGAAAAGGAGGCAAUGAGGCAGGCGUCUGAUAAAGACGAUAGACCUUUCCAUGGGGAUGACAUUGAGAAUUCUCGACUGGCUGCUGAAGUUUACAAAGAUAUGCCUGAAACUAGCUUUACCCGAACAAUUUCUAAUCCUGAGGUGGUUAUGAAACGGAGGCGGCAGCAAAAGCUGGAAAAGAGAAUGCAAGAAUUUCGGAGCUCAGAUGGGCGGCCUGAUUCAGGAGGAACGCUGAGGAUUUACGCAGAUAGUUUAAAGCCAAAUAUUCCCUACAAGACGAUCCUGCUGUCCACUACUGACGCUGCGGACUUCGCUGUGGCGGAAGCCUUGGAGAAGUACGGUCUGGAGAGGGAGAGCCCCCAGGACUACUGCAUCGCCCGGGUCACGCUUCCUCCUGGAGCCCAGCAUUCUGAUGAGAAGGGUGCUAAAGAGACCAUCCUUGACGACGACGAGUGUCCUUUGCAGAUCUUCAGAGACUGGCCGAGUGACAAAGGGCUUCUGGUCUUCCAGUUGAAGCGGCGGCCUCCAGACUACGUCCCAAAGAAAAGCAAGAAGCACGUGGACGGGAAGCCGGCCAGGGGGAAGGAGCGAGCCGACGGGUCUGGGCACGGCUCUGCGCUGCCUCCCGAGAAGCUGCCCUACCUGGUGGAGCUGAGCCCAGCCCCAGGGAGAAGGAGCCACUUUGCCUACUACAGCUAUCACGCGCACGAAGACGGUUCCGACUCCAGAGAUAAGCCAAAGCUCUACCGCCUUCAGCUGAGUGUCACCGAGGUGGGGACAGAGAAGCUGGAAGACAGCUGCAUCCAGUUGUUUGGUUCAGGAAUUCAGCCUCAUCACUGUGACCUCACGAACAUGGAUGGAGUUGUCACCGUCACGCCCAGAAGCAUGGAUGCCGAGACCUAUGUGGAGGGGCAGCGCAUCUCGGAGACGACCGUGCUGCAGAGCGGGAUGAAGGUGCAGUUUGGGACAUCACACGUCUUCAAGUUCGUGGACCCCAGCCAGGACCACGCGCUUGCGAAGAGGUCUGUGGACGGAGGCCUGGCGGUGAAGGGCCCCAGACACAAGCCUGGAGUUAUUCAGGAGACCACCUUUGACGUAGGAGGAGACGCUCACAGUGGAGCGGCACUGCCGACAAGCAAGAGCACCGCCAGGCUGGACAGCGACAGGGUGCCGUCUGCCACCAGCACCGCUGAGCGAGGGAUGGUGAAGCCGAUGGUCCGAGUGGAGCAGCAGCAGGACUACCGCCGGCAGGACAGCAGAACUCAGGAUGCUGCUGGGCCUGAGCUGACCCUGCCUGCAAGCAUUGAAUUCAGGGAAAGCUCUGAGGAUUCAUUUUUAUCCGCCAUCAUAAGUUACACAAACAGCUCAACGGUGCACUUUAAGUUGUCGCCCACGUAUGUGCUGUACAUGGCGUGUCGGCACGUGCUGUCCAGCCCGUACAGACCUGAUGUCAGCCCCGCAGAGCGCACGCACAAGGUGAUCGCCAUCGUCAACAAGAUGGUGAGCAUGAUGGAAGGAGUGAUCCAGGAAGUAGACCAGGUGGAUCAGAAACAGAAGAAUAUUGCAGGGGCACUUGCCUUCUGGAUGGCCAACGCGUCUGAGCUGCUCAACUUCAUUAAGCAGGACCGAGAUCUUAGUCGGGUCACGUUGGAUGCCCAGGAUGUUCUAGCGCACUUGGUUCAGAUGGCGUUUAAGUACCUGGUUCACUGCCUUCAGUCGGAGCUGAACAAUUACAUGCCAGCCUUUCUGGAUGACCCCGAGGAGAGCGGCCUGCAGAGACCGAAGAUAGAUGACGUCCUCCACACGCUCACGGGAGCCAUGUCCCUGCUGCGGCGCUGCAGGGUCAACGCCGCGCUGACCAUCCAGCUCUUCUCGCAGCUCUUCCACUUCAUCAACAUGUGGCUGUUCAACAGACUGGUGACGGACCCCGAGUCGGGGCUGUGCUCCCACUACUGGGGCGCCAUUAUCCGCCAGCAGCUGGGGCAUGUGGAGGCCUGGGCGGAGAAGCAGGGCCUGGAGCUGGCGGCCGACUGCCACCUCAGCAGGAUCGUGCAGGCCACCACCUUGCUCACGAUGGACAAGUACGCAGCUGACGACAUUCCCAGCAUCAACAGCACCUGCUUCAAGCUGAACUCCCUGCAGCUCCAGGCCUUGCUGCAGAACUACCACUGCGCGCCCGACGAGCCCUUCGUCCCCACGGACCUGGUGGACAGCGUGGUGGCCGUUGCCGAGAACACGGCCGACGAGCUGGCGCGCAGCGACGGGCGGGAGGUGCGGCUGCAGGAGGACCCUGACCUGCAGCUUCCCUUCCUCUUGCCGGAGGACGGCUACUCGUGCGAUGUCGUCAGAAACGUCCCAAGUGGUUUACAAGAAUUUUUGGACCCUUUGUGCCAGAGAGGGUUUUGCAGGUUGAUUCCUCACCCGCGUUCCCCAGGUACUUGGACCGUGCACUUUGAAGGAGUGGAUCACGAGAGCCACCUGGUGCGCGAGAACGCGGAGCUGGCUCAGCCUCUGAGGAAAGAACCUGAAAUAAUCACUGUGACCCUAAAAAAGCAAAAUGGAAUGGGCCUUAGCAUUGUUGCUGCAAAGGGAGCUGGGCAAGACAAGCUUGGGAUCUACGUCAAGUCCGUUGUGAAAGGAGGCGCUGCAGACGUGGACGGGCGGCUGGCUGCCGGCGACCAGCUCCUCAGUGUGGAUGGACGGAGUCUGGUAGGACUCUCUCAAGAAAGGGCAGCAGAACUGAUGACAAGGACAAGUUCCGUGGUGACGCUGGAAGUGGCAAAGCAAGGAGCCAUUUAUCACGGCCUGGCCACCCUGCUGAACCAGCCGUCGCCCAUGAUGCAGAGAAUUUCAGAUCGGCGUGGAUCAGGUAAACCCCGACCAAAGAGUGAAGGCUUUGAGCUCUAUAGUAAUUCAGCUCAAAACGGGUCACCUGAGAGCCCUCAGCUGCCUUGGGCGGAAUACAGCGAACCAAAGAAGCUGCCCGGCGAUGACAGGCUGAUGAAGAACAGAGCUGACCACCGCUCCAGCCCCAACGUCGCAAAUCAGCCUCCCAGUCCUGGCGGGAAAAGUGCAUAUGCGCCUGGAACAGCAGCCAAGAUAACAUCCGUCUCCACUGGGAACCUCUGUGCUGAGGAGGAGCCCCCUGCGCCCCGGCCGGAGGCCUACCCCGUCCCCACGCAGACGUCCACCAGGGAGUACUUCACCUUCCCCGCCUCCAGGUCCCAGGACCGCGCGGCUCCUCCUCAGAACCAGUGGCCAAGUUACGAGGAAAAGCCGCACAUGCGCACAGACAGUGAUCACUCCAGCCUCGCCAUCCAGCGUGUGGCCCGCUCCCAGGAAGAGCUUCGGGAGGACUCAACUUACCACCUGGAGCCGCACAGGAUGGAGGCCCUCGCAGACCGCAAGUCUGACAGCGACCUGUGGGUGAACCCCAGCUCCUCGCUGGGCUCCAGUGCAUCCAGCCAGGAGCACCUGGACCCCUCCUCCAAGUCGGGCACGCCCGCCUCCACCCUCACAAAGAGUGGUCCCGGGCGCUGGAAGACCCCGGCGGCCGCGCAGCCCCCGCCCAUGCGGACAGACCUGCCCCCGCCGCCCCCGCCGCCCCCCGCGCACUUCCCCGCCGAGUUGGACGGGGUCCCCCUGGACCUGCCACUGCCGCCCCCGCCUGCCAGCCAGGUCGCACCGCCUUCCGCCCAGGCGGCCGCGGAGCGCAAGAAGCGGGAGGAGCACCAGCGCUGGUACGAGAAGGAGAAGGCGCGCCUGGAAGAGGAGCGGGAGCGCAAGCGGCGCGAGCAGGAGCGGAGACUGGGCCAGAUGCGCGCCCAGGCGCUGAACCCCGCGCCGCUGUCCCCCACGGCCGCGCCGCCCACCCGGCCCGAGAGGCCCGCCGCCCUCCCGCGGCCCCCGGAGACGGUCAUCCGCGAGCUGCAGCCGCAGCAGCAGCCGCGCACCAUCGAGCGCAGGGACCUGCAGUACAUCACCAUCAGCAAGGAGGAGCUGUCAGCGGGGGACAGCCUGUCCCCUGACCCCUGGAAGCGGGACGCCCGGGAGAAGCUGGAGAAGCAGCAGCAGAUGCACAUCGUGGACAUGCUGAGCCAGGAGAUCCGGGAGCUGCAGGCCAAGCCUGAGCGCUCGGCCGAGGAGAGCGACCGGCUGCGCAAGCUCAUGCUGGAGUGGCAGUUUCAGAAGCGGCUGCAGGAGUCCAAGCAGAAGGACGAGGACGACGAGGAGGAGGAGGACGACGACGUGGACACGCUGCUGCUCAUGCAGCGCCUGGAGGCCGAGCGGAGAGCCAGGCAGACUGCUCUGCCAGCAAUCUCUGUUCUAGAUUUGUUGCAGGACGAGGAGCGGCGGCGGCAGCAGCAGCUGGAGGAGAUGCGGCAGCGGGAGGCGGAGGAGCGGGCCCGGCACGAGGAGGAGCGGCGGCGCCAGGACGAGGAGCGGCUGAGGCGCGACGCCGAGGAAAAGAGGCGACAGGAAGAAGGGUAUUACAGCCGCCUGGAGGCCGAGAGGCGCAGACAGCACGACGAGGCGGAGCGCCGGCUGCUGGAGCCCGAGGAGCCGGGCCUGGGCCGGCCCCCGCUCCCGCAGGGCUACGAGCCGCUCCCGCAGGCGCCCCCGGGGCCCGCGCCUCCGCCCCCGCCCCAGCGCACCGCCUCUUACCUGCAGGCGCAGGUCCUCUCCCCCGACUCCCUGUACACCGCCAAGCUCGUGGCUUACAACGAGGAGGAGGAGGAGGACGGCCUAGCAGGUCAGGACAAGCACUCCAGCACCAGGCAGUCUCUCGGGGACCUGACCCCCGCCGCCCUGCGGCCACAGCCGCGCCCGGCCUCCGACGGCAUCUUCCUCUCCAACUCAUUCCGGCCACCCCCGGCCAGCGCCAACAGUACUGCGCACAGAGCAGGCCCGCCCCCGCCCCCUCCAAAAAAACCGAGCUUCCACCGUCCCUCCAGAGGUAGAGGACCAGACUCUUACAUGGGAUCUUCGGGAACAGCGAUCGGGGCCCAUGACGUCUGUCGGGAGCCGAGGGAGAAACUGUCUAAAAGCCAAGACACAGACUUGCCUGGGGGUCCUGGAGCCCCUGAAAACCUGACCUUCAGAGAGCGCCAGCGCCUGUUUUCUCAAGGUCAGGACGUCUCCAAUCGAGUCAAGGCCUCUCGCAAGUUAACAGAACUGGAGAACGAGCUGAGCACAAAGUGAAGAGGGGAGACCCGCGUCCGCCUGCCCUCGGGGGGGCCCCAGGGGAGGGGCGCGCUUCCAGCCUCCGAUAGCUCCUGCACGCCUUCCAGUUCCAAGAUGUUCUGUUGUAUUUUACCAGGAGACUGUCAUUUCUACAAUUUAGACACUGUCUGCUUUCUUAAUUAUCGGACUCUCGUGAAGAUAGCUUUCUUGUUAGUUUCUUUUUUUGAGUCUGGGUUUGAAAGGGGACAGAAAGAAGGGCGGUGUGAUGAGGUGUUCCUUCUCCCGGUCUCCCACAGAGAGCACAGAAAAGUUCUCCUUCUGUUCUUUUUCAAAAGCGUUAUUUUAGCUGUCAAACGGAGGCCAGCCUGGGCUCCCCAGACUGUGGCUGGCACUGCUCGGUAGCGACCGCAGACUGUCCUGCAGGAGAGGCUUUAUCUCCAGGGGGACCAUGUGAGGACGUGCAGCUUCUGUGGAGUGGUCUGGAGCUGGCGUGUGGUGGCCCUCCCGGCUCAUCUGCACAGUCGGGAAGCAGCUUAGACCGAAGCUUCCCGAAAGUAAGAAGUUCCAUCCCGUUCCUUACAGGUACAGCCCUCUGGAUCAACUCUUAAGUAUUUGAUUUAAAAAUUUUUCUCCAGGAAGAAGAUUUUCAAGAUUUAAGCUUAGAAAAUUUUAUUUUUAUAAAUACUGGAUAUUAUUAUUAUGCCAAUAAACCGUUGGUGAUUUUGAAGAUGACAGUUAAGUUAGAAAGUUAAUUAGAUAUUUCAGCUAUUCCAGGGGAUCUAUGAAAGAGGAUACCGUUAGCUGAACAGCGCCGGUGUGAACAGGAACAAAAAGGCCUGAGAGGUUAGUGGGCGGCGCUUGAGCACAGCUGUCGCUCAGCAGCGUAGAAUUUGAGGGAGAUCUCCAUCGUCUGCCAUCGGGGACGGGAGGGGCCCCGCCGCACUGGGGUCUGUAACUGAAACACUGUAAGAGGCGCUCGUCUGCAGUCCAGGCCGUUUUUCACUUUCUAGUAGAGUUAUUUAAUUUCCAUGUGUUGAAUGAUUAGUUACCGCUGUCACUGCUUCAGCUGUGAGUACGUGGCUGGUGUCGGGGAGACGGACCUCACUUUAUUAUGUAUCAUGUGAUGUUAAAAUGCUAACUGCCUUUGUGAUUAUGAGCAGGUUUUCUAUGUGACAAGCCCUGCUGUGGGUCCAGGUGACUUUUCUGCACCGUGUUCUUCUCUCUCAAGCGUGCGUGUGAGGGGAAUGUGUGCACUUCAGGCAGAAGAGGGAGAGGCUCUCUGGCCUCGGGCGCCACUGUAAUGAGAGGCGUGUGAUAGCUCACUAAAAUGCGGGCGCACACGCUUCCCGUCUGCCAGGUGCUUCUUCGGGAGCAUGCUUCCACCACUCCCCUUGAUGAGGGAGAGGUGGAGCGGGUCUGGCGUUUACGAAGGGCCCACGCGCUUACCCCCCGCGCUGGCGCAGCGGCCCCGAGCGCCGGCGCACCGAGCCCACGCUCCCCUGCAGGGAGUGGUGCAGGGGAGCCACUGUCCUGCUGACGCGUGGAGAACGACAAGCACACGGGACGUGCAGACACGUGUAAAUGUUUACACGCAGGGAUACUCGUGUGUGUGGCUGUGAGCCCGUAAACGUGUGGGCUUGGCCUCGCACGGUUAGAGCAAAUGUGAAUACGUGUAAAAGUGCUUCUCAUGACCGUGUUGUAUGGAGAAAACACCAAAACUGCUGUAGUUUGCCAUUUCUACUGUAUUUCAUUUGCAGCCUAUUUUUAAUAAACUUUGUAUGUAUUUAAGCAUA